AUGAAUGAGUGUUCAAAUGGACGACUGGUGUCGUUCCUGAUUGAAGGAGACGACGUAGUUUCGUGUGAAGUGUGCCUGGAGCCUUUCCAACCGCUCACCAGACCGCCCAAGAUUCUCCCUUGUGGUCACAACUUUUGCGAUCAGUGUCUCUUCAGUCUCUGUUGCCAUCAGCAGUACUAUUUGCUCGAUUCAAUCAAAUGUCCCACAUGCCGCACUUCCUUCCCUACUAAUGUAGCUAUCGAAGCUCCCACCAACUGGGAUCUCUGUAGUAAGUAUCAGAUACUUCACUCUAUGUGUCAUCUUCAAAAGGAGAUUCUCGAGAAUGUGCAAAAAGGAAGAGAAAUGAAUGUGACAGUAAUCCAUGUGCCGGAUAUGCCGCCUCGAGUACUGCCAGAGACCUCUCCACCUUCUACGAAAAGAAAAGGAAUCCUCAAUAGGACGAUGUCAAAGACACAAAAAGCCAAAUGUGGAGACUGUUCUCGCAAACUAUCGCCAAAGAUCAUUGGAAAAGCGGCGAGAUUCUGCCAGGAGUGCAAUCAAAACGAGAAUGUUACCUUCACCUGUCUCGAGUGCUGCGUGAAUAUGCACAACGGUCACACUCUUCUUUCAAUGUCGCAACUCCAAGCUGAACAGCUUAAAACAGUUCCCGUCAAAGUAAACUCUGACUGUUCUCCCUGUCUUUCACCAGUCAAUCGAUUACAACAGGUACUGGGAGAGUUACGAGAGCUACGUAGGAGACUUGUCGAUGCCCUUUCAUCUACCCAUCCAGUCCCUAAGGGAUGGUCCGGUGAGGAUGUCAAGGAUCUUCUUUUCUCAACGUCCAGAGAAACUUUACAAGCUGACGAUGAAACACUUACCAAACUUGAUAGUGCCAUUCAAAUGGUCGAAUCGUCCACUGUGAUCUGUCCCAAGAAAUUGAGUGAUGUUCCCAUUGACCAGCUCUUCCUUAUCGCGGACGCUCUUCUACAAUGUUUCUGCCAAGCGAAUUCUCUUUCGAGGAAGAAGCCGCAGUUGGCGAAUUCAACUCCUGUUUCCAGGAAAGCAAUAUGGAAAUCCAUUCAGUUGGCUUACACGGAACUCAUGAGGCAUGCAGCAAAGGCAAGCUGUUUCAGCGUUUCACCGAGCAAAGGAAUCUUUAAUAAAAAAUGGGACUUUCAGAAUUUUCUGUCGUACGAACCGGAACGAAUCGCUAUUUUGGACGAUCUGGCUUAUCUCUGUAACAUUUACGCAGACGUCUGUGAUCAGGCCACUGUCACCAUUUGUAUGAUCGAAGCAGCAAGAGGCAGAAUCUCCGAAGAAAAGCUUCCUGAACCAGAGCGGAAGAAGGUCGCUCAGCGUCUCAAGGAGAUCGAUGAUCACCUCCUCGAAUGUCGACGGCUACAGAAGCUCCAAGACCUUCGAACAACAAAAACUAAGAAGCCUAAGAAGCUGAAAUGGCUUUGGAGGUUUCUUUUUCGACGUUCAAUGAAACAUGCAUGA
Messenger RNA from Haemonchus placei, 1479 nucleotides. Lineage: Eukaryota; Metazoa; Nematoda; Chromadorea; Rhabditida; Trichostrongylidae. The record is from the annotation of a GenBank genome assembly.